Capsicum annuum is the source of this 2165-nucleotide messenger RNA. RefSeq lists its product as uncharacterized. The coding region runs from base 359 to 1645 and encodes 428 amino acids. Lineage: Eukaryota; Viridiplantae; Streptophyta; Magnoliopsida; Solanales; Solanaceae. Gene Ontology annotation, cellular component: ribosome. Gene Ontology annotation, biological process: translation. The transcript has 5 exons. Gene Ontology annotation, molecular function: structural constituent of ribosome. The record is from RefSeq and is a predicted model, not a curated record.
UAGAGCUUUGCUCUUCAGGGAUAGCAUCAUUUUAUGUGGGGAAUCUAGUGGCACAUCAUCCAUUAUAGGUGUAUGAGGUGUAGUGAGAAAGUAGAGAAAAUUUCUAGAGAGAGAAAUUAAUACCCAUUGAAAUAGUAACUUUUUAAUACCUAUUGAAAUAGUAACUUUUUAAUACCUAUACCUAAAGAUCAAUUAAUAGAAAUUAUAGAUAAAAUUAAUUUUUUUUGUCAUCUUGUCGAAAAAAAAACCAUAUUUUUCCAUUGUCUUCUCCAAUCUUCAGUAACCAGUCACUGCAAAACCUAAAACCCCAUCACUAAUCAGCUACUAAACCCUUAAACCUUUUAACACUCCAACAACAAUGGCUACCACCACCACUAAACUUCUUCAACUCCGCCCUAAACUCAAACCCUAUCCUCCCCUAAAGCCUUUCUCUUCAUCAUCUUCCUCAUCAAAUCUCGAAAAUACCCCUCCUCCUUCACAACCCAAUACAGAAAAUACUCCUACACCUACACCUACACCUACACCUACACAUAAAACCUUUUCAUUUUCCUCUAUCGCCAAUAACCCCCAGAACGCAUCUUCCAAAUACUCCGCCACUCUCGAAGAACACCGUAAACACCUCGCUCAAUUCCGCCUCUGGGAUGGUACUGCUGCUAGUGGGUCAACUCCAUCAUCACCAUCAUCGCCCCCGUCACUUCAACAACUCUACAAAAACACUGUCAAAAACAAUGUUGAGUAUAACCCGAACGGGAGGGCGCAUGAUUUCCGUUUAAUUCGGGAAAAUCUCAGUAAGUUACAAGGCAAAAAUAAUGAGAAUGGAGGAGGGAAGUUUUUUGAUCUGUUAUCCUUAUCGAAGUGUAAGGAGAGUUUUAAGUUGAGACCAGGAAUGGAGAAUGAUGGUGUGAAAAGAGGAGGAGUGGGAAUGGUGAUUGGUGGUGGGAGUGAGAAUUUGCCUAAAUCGAUUUUCGGGAAGGAAAUGGCGAUGAGGGGUAAGGAGCGUGGUGCUGGUGAUAAAGAAGGGAAGAAGAGUGAGUUUGUUAGGAUGUAUAGUCAUGCUGAAUUAGGGGAGAAAUUGAAGAAGUUGAGUCCGGUGAAGAAAGAGGAGAAGGGUGCGUUUUCGUUGGAGGAGUUGAAGGAGAGAUUGGUGAAAGUGAGGGAGAAUGAUGAGAAAGAGAGCAAGUUGACCCCUGAUAAUAUAUGUGGUGAAUUGCAAAAUUCUCUUCUUAAAUUGAAGCAGGAUAAUGAAAAACGAGUUCAGACAGCUGUUGUCUUGGGGCUGCUGGGUGGUACUCAAAGCUGUAAGUUGAAACCACCAAAAGAACACUUGGUUGAAAAGUAUUUCCACCCAGAUCACAUGUCAUCUGGGGAAAAAGUGAAGCUGGAGCUACAAAAAGUGAGAGGUGAAUUUAAAAUGUCAGAUUCGGAUUGUGGAUCUGCACGUGUUCAAGUGGCUCAGCUUACAACAAAAAUAAAGCACCUAUCUACAGUUCUUCACAAAAAGGAUAAGCACUCUCGUAAGGGUCUACAAGAAAUGGUGCAAAAGAGGAAGAAGUUAUUGAAGUAUCUCCGAAGGACAGAUUGGGACUCCUACUGCCUCGUUCUUUCUAAGCUUGGCCUCCGAGACAACCCAGAUUACAAGUUCUAGACCAGCAUGUGUGACAUAAUUCUAGAAUGCAGAACUGCAAGUUUUGCUUUGGCAGAUUGAUGGGUGUCUUUUCCUCACCGAAAUUUCUUCUCUUGUUUGUGGGGAGAGGCGGUGAGGGGGAUGGACUUUUGUUGUUGGUUGACUGCCUCCCAAGGGAAGCUCAUAACUGGAUCUCGAGUUUUUGUAAUUCCAUUUGGUCUUUGAAAGGAGAGCCAAAUGUAGGAAUUAACUGUUGCUUAUACCAUGUCUUUUUUUAAUUAUAACAAGAGUGUAGAAUUAGAAUAACUUGCACACACUACAUGUAUGUAACUUUUAGGUACCGGGGCUCAUGACGUUUUACCUUCUGAGAGUUUUGAGGAGUGAAACUAACAAGCGACUCGGUAAUUGGUCUUCGAGGACUAGAGAAUCUUAUUUCUUAUUUGAAUUGUAGCUGACUGGUGGCAAGGCGUUGAUUGAUUAUUGUUUGCUUCAAGAUUUACAGGGACGAAUUGUUUUAAUAAGCUUGCCUUUUCUCUUUAUU